UUUCAUUUUUGAUAAUACCAUCCAUAGAACACUACAGCAGACAACAGCCAAAACCUUCUCUUCCUGAAUUUGCAUGUAAUUCAUGCAUUCUGUGGAUAAGGAGAUCAACAAUUGGCUCUGAAAUGAGCAGUUCAUUGAGCUUCCAAUUCACCAAGGCCUUGCCUCCCCGCCUCCCUUCUCAAUCCAAAAGCCCACCACUUUUGAUUGUCUGCAGACGUAAAAUUCCUCCACCUUCAAAGCUAAAGGCACAAAGAAGUCUCAGCACAGAGCCCAUCAAGAAUAGUGGAACUGCAAUUCCCAGUUUGGCAAUUCAAGUUGGGGCAUUUUUUGCCACUGUAGCAGAGCCUGCUUUAGCAGUAACAGGAGUGAAUGAUGAAGAAGAUUUGAUAACCAUCUUAAUUCAGUUGGGGAUAUGUGCUUUUAUAUACUUUAUUGUCUUUCCACCAAUCAUUAUGAACUGGCUUAGGAUCAGAUGGUACAAAAGGGGCUUCAUCGAGAUGUACUUUCAGUUCAUGUUUGUAUUCAUAUUCUUCCCAGGGUUACUACUAUGGGCACCCUUCUUGAACUUCAGAAAAUUCCCAAGAGAUCCAUCCAUGAAGUACCCUUGGUCUACCCCAGAAAACCCCUCUCAAAUCAAGGGUGCUUCUCGCAAGUACCCUUGGGCUACACCUGAAGAUUAUGAAUAACUAAAACUCAAAAAUGUAAUAGUAUUGGAAUUUGAUGUUUUUUUUUUUAGUCUGUCUAUCCAUCAUGCUAGUAGGCGCAAAUGACUGGCUAUUAAAUAAUGUUUAUUCUUUUUAGAGAAAAUUUAAGGAUAAAUUACCUUUUA
This is a messenger RNA of Coffea eugenioides, 829 nucleotides long. RefSeq names its product NAD(P)H-quinone oxidoreductase subunit L, chloroplastic. The record is from RefSeq and is a predicted model, not a curated record. Gene Ontology annotation, molecular function: oxidoreductase activity, acting on NAD(P)H, quinone or similar compound as acceptor. Lineage: Eukaryota; Viridiplantae; Streptophyta; Magnoliopsida; Gentianales; Rubiaceae. The transcript has 5 exons. Bases 123 to 686 code for a protein of 187 amino acids.